AUGCACCUCCUUCUCGCAGCCCUGGGCGCGUGCCUGGCCGCCGCCGCCGACACGAACCAUACCGUCUACAUCAUCAGGCACGGCGAGAAGACGUGGAGCGGCGGCUGCCUCAGUCCGCAGGGGCAGGAACGAGCCAACGUGCUGCCGGAGAUCUUCGACGGCGAGACGUCGAAGAAGCACCAUUUUGCGACGCCGACGAAGAUCUUCGCGGACCAGUACCGCGAGCCGCCCGAGUGCGAGCGCUGCUGGCUCACGGUGGAGCCCAUCGCGCAGCACCUGAACCUGACGGUGUCCUUCGCGCACGGCCACGAGUUCAACGGCGGCAACGCCGCGGCCGCGGCCGCGAUCAAGGAAGCCGCGCGCGCGGAGACGGUGACCCUCGUCGCCUGGGAGCACGAAAACAUCCAAUACCUCGCGGCGGACCUCGGCGUGCCCACGAAAUCCAUCCCGGAUUGGAAGAGCGACGACUACGACUCCGUCUACGAGCUCACCUUCGACGCGGCGGGCGCCUUCGCCGGCUUCGACGCGCUCGCCCAGGACUACAAGCCGUGCUCCUCCGACUCGAAAUACAAGCCGUGCUCGAAGGGCGCCGCCGUCGAGAGCAG
This is a messenger RNA of Aureococcus anophagefferens, 605 nucleotides long. RefSeq lists its product as hypothetical. NCBI's taxonomy places the organism in Eukaryota, Pelagophyceae, Pelagomonadales, Pelagomonadaceae. The record is from RefSeq and is a predicted model, not a curated record. The annotation marks the transcript as partial. The transcript has a single exon.